AUGGAGCCUGAAUCUGAUUACGGGCUUGCUGUGGAGGAAGAGAAACGUGUCAUCGGAGUAACAACCAAGGUGGACAAUAUAAAGAAAGAAGAUGAAGAAAUUCAGACCAUUUCUGCUGCAAAUAAAAAUUCAAAAGGUGUCACUAAGGAAACUGGUGGGAGAGCAAGUGUUGCUUCCAAGANCAACAAAUAUGCCAAAGAUCAUUUGAAGGGUCUGAGUUCAAUACCUCAAAAACAAAGGCCUUCACUUUCCCAAAGCAUUUCUUUCCCAGCCAGAUCAUCUCGGGAAGAUGGUAUGCACAAAAACAUUGAUGGCUAUAUUCUGAAGACAAACGUUCGUCAUUUAAACAACUCCACAAACUCACUGGCUUUGAAACGCUCUGCGUUUGGAAGGACUACUAGAGUUACUCCAGCCACAAAGAGCCAAGUUUCUGAGACAUCUUUGUAAGUAGCAACCAAUCUCAAUAUUUACUAAAUCCUUCUAUACAUUUUUGUUUCAGUCUUAAGGUUUAUAUUUUGCAAUCAAUAAUUUUCAGUUUGAGGUAACUCAAUUCUUGUGCAUGUGUUUUGGAAAAUUUAUGUUCAGAAGAUUGCUNAAUGGAAUCGUGAAAUUAUCACGUUAUGGNUUUUACAUUAUUGCANACUUGUUGAUCAUGUGUCAAACAGGGCAAAGUCUGGAAAACCAAAUAAAGAUGAUGAUGAUUGCCAUUCCGCAACUUCGUAUGAUUUAUAACCUUUAACUCUAAGGACAUGCUGUCAUCCUUUCUCUUCUAUUUCUUACAGGAUUUGAGAUCUCUCAAUUCUAAACUGGCUUCCUUUUUUCUUCUACUUUAGCUAAAAUGUUGUGAAAACUUUGUAUACAUGUGUUGGCAGAAGUGCUACUCCUCGUCUAAGAAGCCGUGGAGUUGGAUUUUCCUUUCGAUUGGAAGAAAGAGCUGAAAAGCGAAAGGAGGUAGUUUUGCUUAAACCUUGCACCCUGUUGAUAUUAUAUUAGCAACGCCAGAACUAGAUGUUCAUCCUAAUUUAUGCCUUUGUACUCAGUUUUUCUCAAAGCCCGUAUAGAGGAGC
Vigna radiata var. radiata (mung bean) is the source of this 1067-nucleotide messenger RNA. RefSeq lists its product as uncharacterized. NCBI's taxonomy places the organism in Eukaryota, Viridiplantae, Streptophyta, Magnoliopsida, Fabales, Fabaceae. Bases 1 to 447 code for a protein of 148 amino acids. The transcript is spliced from 4 exons. The record is from RefSeq and is a predicted model, not a curated record.